Marchantia polymorpha subsp. ruderalis is the source of this 1604-nucleotide messenger RNA. NCBI's taxonomy places the organism in Eukaryota, Viridiplantae, Streptophyta, Marchantiopsida, Marchantiales, Marchantiaceae. The record is from the annotation of a GenBank genome assembly.
CAGUGUGGCAAAUGGGUUCGGCAAAUGUCUUUACUGAUUCGAUACGUGAUUUCAGCUAAAAAUCAUGAAAUAUCAUUUUGACUUGCUGGUCUUAUGUUCAGUCUCAUCAUGCACAGCAAAUGUCCACAUCACUGUCUUGUAAGUAUACGCACUGACUUUGCCACCAUGAUAGGUCUCUCGUUUUCCUAAAACAUUUUUUCACUAAAUGACCUCAUAGCGAUGGCCGAGUCCUCAGAUUCUGAUCGUCUAACUUGUAACACAAAUACAGGUCAAGGUCUAUAAUAUAACCAUUCCAAGCUCCUGAUCUGCUGGAAGGUGCUGGCUGCUGCAACACACCCGUAGAAGAAUGCAAACAAGUGCGAACGUGCAGAAAUUCGGUCCAUGACAAUCGAAUGCGAUCAGAGCCAUUUAGCUGCGACGAAGCCGGUGAUGGCAACCAUCAGGCUGGUCACCACGCUUGCUGCUGGCAGCAACACAGAAGCUGCUGAUGUUCCCAUAGGUGCUGGUGCCGGAGCGUGUACAUGGCCCUCGUGUGCCAAAGCUACUCCGAUGCUGGACACUGCCACAGCGGCGAUCAAAACCUUAGAGGCAGCUGAUCCCAUGGUGGAAGCCAUUUUACUGUCGUGUAAAUGAAAACGAGGGGAAGAUUUAAGAACUGGAACUUGAGAAUAGGUGUGGAAGAGGGUGAGGUGAGCUUCUUGAUCGAGCAGAGUUGUUGAGUGGUCGACGGAUUCGGUUCGGAAAAUGUUCGAUCACCGAACAACUCGACUGCGAAACAAGGUGAGGAAGGAGAAAAUGAAAGACGAUGAGUCCUGCUGAACAACCAAACUAUAUAUAUACGCGCCAGGCAAUCUUCAAGCCUUUGCCAACGGACGAAAAAUGACACUGUCCACCAUCGAUCCCUCACUCGUCUGGCUCUCUGGCACUUGUCUGUCGGUGAAGUGAAGCGAAAUUAAAGCCUUGAGGUCAGGGAAAACGAGCUACUGGUAUCUGUCAGCUUGCCACAGUCAUUCUCUUCCUUGUCCUUAGAAUUGCCUGCUCUUGUGAGGACCGCUUGAUUUGAUAACCAUCGAUAACCAUGAGCAUUGGCUUCUCAAACACAGAAAAGUCAACAACAGGCAACAUAAAUUUUCAUCAUAAACUAAUCGAAGCUCUCAAGUUACUGGACGCCGUCGACAUGGGAUCCAGUACAGGAAAUACUAUUCUGUUCAGCAUCAAGCAACUAUCACCUUCAAGCUCCUGCCUGAAAGAAAACAGAACUGCCUGUACAGGUCGUGGCUGAUUGCAUUCCAUUUUUAGGUGCCCAUGGUGUGCUCCCGGAGCUCUGCAACCAUUAUCACCGGGCUAUGAGGUUCCUGUCCUGUUAGAACGUACUACCUUUCUGGAUUCGAAGCUACUGGUCUGGACCGUUUUCAUCUGGACUUAGAAAAUGGCUGUUGGAAUGCUUGCUCACCAGGAACCAGGGAAAGGAGCAUUGACCGGGUUGAGCAUGAACACGGGGGGCGAAAUUGCUGAAGAAUGCAGAGAAAUCGAUGCAUCUGGAUCAAAACACGAUAUCUCCAGACACGGAAGUAAAGUAAAAAGAAAAGAUAAGAAAAGAAUGG